Indicator indicator is the source of this 1151-nucleotide messenger RNA. RefSeq names its product ceramide synthase 2 (gene CERS2). Bases 15 to 1151 code for a protein of 378 amino acids. Gene Ontology annotation, cellular component: membrane. Gene Ontology annotation, molecular function: sphingosine N-acyltransferase activity; DNA binding. The record is from RefSeq and is a predicted model, not a curated record. Gene Ontology annotation, biological process: ceramide biosynthetic process. Lineage: Eukaryota; Metazoa; Chordata; Aves; Piciformes; Indicatoridae. The transcript is spliced from 10 exons.
UCCCUCCUCCCAGCAUGUUUCAGACCCUGCACAGCUACUUCUGGUGGGAACGGCUCUGGCUGCCGGCAAACCUCACCUGGGCCGACCUGGAGGACAGGGAUGGCAGAGUCUAUGCCAAAGCCUCCGACCUCUACAUCACCAUCCCCUUGGCCUUCCUCUUCCUCAUCGUCCGGCACCUCUUUGAGACGUACGUGGCCACCCCCCUGGCCGGGCUGCUGAACGUCAAGGAGAAGAUCAGGUUAAGAGCCUCUCCCAACCCCGUGCUGGAGAAGUUCUAUGCUGCCACCACCAAGCACCCCAAGCAGGCCGAGGUUGAGCUGCUGUCCAAGCAGAGCGGCUGCAGCGUGCGGCAGGUCGAGCGCUGGUUCCGCCGCCGCCGCAACCAGGACCGGCCCAGCCUGCUGAAGAAGUUCAGGGAGGCCAGUUGGAGAUUCACCUUUUACCUUCUUGCUUUCAUUGCUGGCAUGGCUGUCAUAGUGGAUAAGCCUUGGUUCUACGACCUGCGGGAGGUGUGGAAGGGGUACCCCAUCCAGAGUGUGCUGCCCUCCCAGUACUGGUACUACAUGAUUGAGCUCUCCUUCUACUGGUCCCUGCUCUUCAGCAUCGCCUCCGACGUCAAGCGCAAGGACUUCAAGGAGCAGAUCAUCCACCACGUGGCCACCAUCAUCCUCAUCAGCUUCUCCUGGUUCGCCAACUACGUGCGGGCAGGGACCCUGAUCAUGGCCCUGCACGACUCCUCCGACUACCUGCUGGAGUCUGCCAAGAUGUUCAACUACGCUGGCUGGAGGCACACCUGCAACAACAUCUUCAUCGUCUUCGCCGCCGUCUUCAUCGUCACGCGGCUGCUGAUCCUCCCCUUCUGGAUCAUGCACUGCACCCUGGUGUACCCCCUGGAGCUCUACCCUGCCUUCUUUGGGUACUACUUCUUCAACUCCAUGAUGGUGGUGCUGCAGUCCCUGCACAUCUUCUGGGCCUACCUCAUCAUCCGCAUGGCUCACAAGUUCAUAACUGGAAAGGUGGUGGAGGAUGAGAGGAGUGACCGUGAGGAGACUGACAGCUCCGAGGAGGAGGAGGAGGCAGCCAAGAAUGGGCCUCUGUCCAACGGCCACCCCCACCCUGUGCUCAACAACAACCACCGCAAAACCGACUGA